Trifolium pratense (red clover) is the source of this 1085-nucleotide messenger RNA. Its product is annotated as truncated transcription factor CAULIFLOWER A-like. Gene Ontology annotation, biological process: positive regulation of transcription by RNA polymerase II. The record is from RefSeq and is a predicted model, not a curated record. Gene Ontology annotation, molecular function: DNA-binding transcription factor activity, RNA polymerase II-specific; protein dimerization activity; RNA polymerase II cis-regulatory region sequence-specific DNA binding. The transcript has 9 exons. NCBI's taxonomy places the organism in Eukaryota, Viridiplantae, Streptophyta, Magnoliopsida, Fabales, Fabaceae. Gene Ontology annotation, cellular component: nucleus. Bases 83 to 862 code for a protein of 259 amino acids.
UAUCUCUUCACAAACUCUUCAAUUUCCUUCAGAACAAGAAUUUGUGGUAAGCUAGGUUAAAAGAAAAUUCAUCAUCAUCAUCAUGGGAAGGGGUAGGGUUCAGCUGAAACGGAUCGAGAACAAAACAAGUCAACAAGUGACAUUUUUCAAAAGAAGAACUGGACUUCUCAAGAAAGCUAAUGAAAUUUCUGUUCUUUGUGAUGCUCAAGUUGCUUUGAUUAUGUUCUCUACCAAAGGAAAACUUUUUGAGUAUUCAUCUGCACCAAGCAUGGAAGACAUCUUGGAAAGAUAUGAGAGACAAAACCAUACAGAGCUUACUGGAGCUACCAAUGAAACACAGGGAAACUGGUCUUUUGAAUACAUGAAGCUCACUGCUAAAGUUCAAGUCUUGGAGAGGAACUUAAGGAACUUUGUGGGAGAUGAUCUGGACCCUUUGAGUGUGAAAGAGCUUCAGAGUUUGGAGCAACAGCUUGACACAUCACUAAAGCGCAUCCGAACAAGAAAGAACCAAGUUAUGAAUCAAUCCAUCUCAGAGCUGCAUAAAAGGACAAGGGCAUUGCAGGAGCAAAACAGCAAGCUAGCAAAGACAAAGGAGAAAGAGAAGACAGUGAGUGAACAUCCAAAAAGAGGCCUAGAAACAAUAGGCUUAGGGCAAUGUUCAGGCACUCUCAACUUGAUUUGUCAACCAGAGGUACCACCACCACCACCACCACCACAAAGAUUGGUUCCUUCUCUAAAUCUCAGGGAUGCUUUACAAGCAAGAAGGACAUUGGAAAUGGAAGAAACAGGUGAAGCUCAAACUGUUCCUAGAACCAAUAAUAGUCUCAUUCCAGCAUGGAUGCUACAACAUCUCACAAAUUAGAUUGAAGUAUAUCUAUUUAUGUAUGUCUGUAACAGACAUAUAUAUUAUAUUAAAUAUGUAUGAUUAAUGUGUAAGUAAGCCUUAUUAAGGCAUGAACAACGUCAGAAUUUUAUAUUCUGUUCAAACUUCUUCUAGUAUAUAUAUGGGUUCUGCCCUAUCCUUCAUAUUUUUAAUCAAUGAAAAUGCAAUCUGUGCUAUAUGAUAGAUUGUUGAUUUUAAGCAG